AUGGAGAACUUAGAGGGGUUAAACACGAUAAUGGACGAGUUUCAUAUCAAAAAGAACACUGCAGUCAUUUUUGGUAUAUCUGGAUUGCUUAAUAGCGGCCAACUGUAUGUAAAUGUACCUCAACCACCUACUCAUCUCGAAUCGGGCUAUUUACCCGACAUAAUCUACGAUCAGGACGAAAACGACAACUUUUGUUCCAUCUUUAGCGAGCUGCUUGAAAGAACCCAAAUAACUCAAGUAUUCCACGUACAAGAUUCUACUUUUGAAAAACUCCAUUCUGAAAACGGCAUCCUAAGCAGUGAUUUCGACUACGACCCUCAGGUGCCUAUUUUAACUAGUGAGAUGUGGUAA
Molecule: messenger RNA, 351 nt
Organism: Sungouiella intermedia
Lineage: Eukaryota; Fungi; Ascomycota; Pichiomycetes; Serinales; Metschnikowiaceae
Source: the annotation of a GenBank genome assembly